GUCCCUCAUGUCCCCAUGUCCCCAAUGUCCCCGCAGAAGCGAGAGGAGGGCUGGUGGGUGGUGAUCGGGGACUCCAAGUCCAACAGCCUCAUCUCCAUCAAACGGCUGACACUGCAGCAGAAGGCCAAGGUGAAGCUGGAUUUCGUGGCCCCGGCCGCCGGCACCCAGCACUACACGCUGUUCUUCAUGAGCGACGCCUACAUGGGCUGUGACCAGGAGUACAAGUUCAGCGUGGACGUCAAGGAGGCCGAGAGCGACUCUGACUCCGACUGAACCCCAAAAU
Molecule: messenger RNA, 283 nt
Organism: Ficedula albicollis (Collared flycatcher)
Lineage: Eukaryota; Metazoa; Chordata; Aves; Passeriformes; Muscicapidae
Product: U5 small nuclear ribonucleoprotein 200 kDa helicase-like
Exons: 2
Coding region: 16-273 (85 amino acids)
Biological process (GO): spliceosome conformational change to release U4 (or U4atac) and U1 (or U11)
Cellular component (GO): spliceosomal complex
Molecular function (GO): RNA helicase activity; RNA binding
Source: RefSeq, a predicted model, not a curated record